This is a messenger RNA of Oncorhynchus masou masou (cherry salmon), 5685 nucleotides long. RefSeq names its product protein Niban 1-like. Lineage: Eukaryota; Metazoa; Chordata; Actinopteri; Salmoniformes; Salmonidae. The record is from RefSeq and is a predicted model, not a curated record.
GUUCCUACGGUAUGAUAGUAGUUUCUUCAAAGCGUGCUUCUUUCUCCACGUCCGUUCUCUGACAGAUGCCAGAAUCGACACACUGAAGCGGUCUGUUGACGGGACGAUAAACAGCUUCUUCGCCUGUGGCAUAGCAGUCUAUCGUGGACUGAGAUAAUUUCAUUUCGCUAUGGGGGCAUCUUCUUCCAGUCUGCUGGAUGAGACUAAAUCCAACUACAUCAGAGGUCGUGCAGAGUCCGAGCUGAAGAACUUCAGUCCCCACUACAGGCAGCAGUACUUUGUAGCCUUCUUCUCUCAGCUGCAGGAGGAGGUGGAGCAACACAAAGAGACACACACUCAGCUCCUUAAACAGAGGGAGCCCCUUAGGCCAGAGGAAGUUCUGUAUCAGGACAGUGUUCUGCACUAUGACGACACCGGGAAGUGGAAGGAGAGGUUUGUGGUGAUGAGAGCCAAUCACAGCCUGGAGUGUCAUGACAACCAGGAGAGCUUCAGUAAAGGUGUUCCGGCCAGACAGAGACUCCUGCCAACAGGGGGCGUAGUUCUGACAUCAGAGGAGAAGUACACACUGCUGGUGGACAAGGCCUUCCCUGACCCUAAAUGUUUGAAGGAGGAGACAUCUCCCCCCAUGGUAGUGGUACCUUCCGGUCAGUUCCCUGUCUACCUCAGACUGCCCUACAGACGUGACGUGUACUUCAGCUUCCCCCAGGAGGACCGACGAGCGACCUUCCUCUCCAUCCUCACGGGCUGCAUCAGGCACCAGAACCACGAUUCUCUGAGGAGGUCUUCCUGUGAGUGUCAGGCGUUCCUCAAGGCCAUACAUUUCUACCGUCAGGAGAAAGGACACUAUGAGUCCUGGGACAUGCUGGUGGGCUGUGAGGAGCAGGUCCUCGCCAAUCUGGUUUUGGAGGAGCUACAACCCUCUCUACAGACAGAACUGCUGGCCAGACUAAAGGGAAAGAAAGCAGGGAGGAAGAGAGUCUGGUUCACCACGUUGGAGGCCGCGUACCACCUGGUCCAGGAUCAGCUGAGGGAGGGUCUGAAGGGACUGAAGGAGGAGUGUAAAGAGACAGCCAGGUCUCAUGAAGCUCUGCUUCGCUCUGAUAUGGACCAGAUAGCCAGUUCUAGAACCUUCCUGCAGGCCAAGCUACAAGCCUCCGUCAGUGAUCCAGCAGCAAAGUUCUGCAGUGAGAACGUGUCUCCGUACCUGGCGUCCAUCUUGGAAGAGCUGAUGUCUCCGGUGACGGGGGGCUUCCAGGGGGUCCGGCUUCUCCUGGAGGGGGAGAUAAACGCUCUCUGUCUGGGCUUCCCCGAGGGAGCGGGGCACGAGGGGUUAAACCAGGCGCUGGGUCAGAUGUGUCAGGCAAGUCUGGAAGAGUGUUACCAGAAAGUGGAGGUCCUGACAGAACAGCUUCAGGACCUCAGGCAUCGCUUCAAGUUCUCCAACUCAGUUCGUCUGAUCCACUGCACGCAGAUAGACAUGCAGCAGCUGAUGGAGAAUGCCAUGUACACCUUUAAAUUGCUCCUCCAGAGCUCACUGAAAGACAACCCUUCAAAACUCACCUCAGCCAUGGAGAAAGCAAAGCUCAGAGUCCUCAAGCAAUAUGACCAUGACAGUAGCACGGUGAGGAAGAGGAUCUUUCAGGAGGCUCUGGUUGACAUCACGCUUCCUGCUAUCAGGAGGAGCCUGGCUCCGGCACACAAACCGGACCUGCAGAAGUUAGACCAGUACAUCUUUGCUGAUUACACCAACUUCAUCAAAGUGGAAAACGUUUAUGAAGAUAUUCUACUGAACAUUCUGACCAUCGAGGUGGACAAAGUGGUGAAAGAAGCUGCCAGUCUGAGGAAGAACAACUUGAUGGUGGACAGUACUGACCUGCAGAGUGCCAGCCAGAGCAGCCUGACAGACAGUCGCACCCCUCCCCUCUCCAUCCCCGCCAGCCCUGCCAAGAUGGCUGUCUCUGGGCUGAGCAGACAGGCCGAGCGGGCAUCUUCUCCCCUGUUGCAGAACUCGUCUUCUGGCGCUGGGAGGCUGGAGGAGGAAGGUGGCCCAGUGGUCCCAGAUAUGGCUGCCCUCACUCCUCCUGUCAUUGUCAUAACUCCACAAAGUGAGACUCCAGACCCAGACCCACUCUCACUCCCAGCCCCAGCACAUAUACUCACCUAUACUGUUGAUGUCUCUGUAGUAGAGCCUGAUACCCCUUCACCUCGACCUGAAAUGUCCUCUGCUGAAAGGGAUUACCCCUCUGGUGCUGCCUCAACCAAACCUGAUGCUUCCUUAGUCAAUCAUGACGCCCCUUUGGCCACAAUCACACCUUAUGCCCCCGCCCCCCAGCCUCCUCUUCCUGUGGCUGAACCAGCUCCCCAGACACCGGAAGUUACAGACACAGCCAAAGCAUCCCAACCACCAGGAACUGAAGACAAACCAGACACAGCCAAAGCAUCCCAACCACCAGGAACUGAAGACAACCCAGACACAGCCAAAGCAUCCCAACCACCAGGAACUGAAGACAAACCAGACACAGCCAAAGCAUCCCAACCACCAGGAACUGAAGACAAACCAGACACAGCCAAAGCAUCCCAACCACCAGGAACUGAAGACAAACCAGACACAGCCAAAGCAUCCCAACCACCAGGAACUGAAGACAAACCAGACACAGCCAAAGCAUCCCAACCACCAGGAACUGAAGACAAACCAGACACAGCCAAAGCAUCCCAACCACCAGGAACUGAAGACAAACCAGACACAGCCAAAGCAUCCCAACCACCAGGAACUGAAGACAAACCAGACACAGCCAAAGCAUCCCAACCACCAGGGACUGAAGACAAACCAGACAUAGCCAAAGCAUCCCAACCACCAGGAACUGAAGACAAACCAGACACAGCCAAAGCAUCCCAACCACCAGGAACUGAAGACAAACCAGACACAGCCAAAGCAUCCCAACCACCAGGAACUGAAGACAAACCAGACACAGCCAAAGCAUCCCAACCACCAGGAACUGAAGACAAACCAGACACAGCCAAAGCAUCCCAACCACCAGGAACUGAAGACAAACCAGACACAGCCAAAGCAUCCCAACCACCAGGGACUGAAGACAAACCAGACACAGCCAAAGCAUCCCAACCACCAGGAACUGAAGACAAACCAGACACAGCCAAAGCAUCCCAACCACCAGGAACUGAAGACAAACCAGACACAGCCAAAGCAUCCCAACCACCAGGGACUGAAGACAAACCAGACACAGCCAAAGCAUCCCAACCACCAGGAACUGAAGACAAACCAGACACAGCCAAAGCAUCCCAACCACCAGGAACUGAAGACAAACCAGACACAGCCAAAGCAUCCCAACCACCAGGAACUGAAGACAAACCAGACACAGACAAAGCAUCCCAACCACCAGGAACUGAAGACAAACCAGACACAGCCAAAGCAUCCCAACCACCAGGAACUGAAGACAAACCAGACACAGCCAAAGCAUCCCAACCACCAGGAACUGAAGACAAACCAGACACAGCCAAAGCAUCCCAACCACCAGGAACUGAAGACAAACCAGACACAGCCAAAGCAUCCCAACCACCAGGAACUGAAGACAAACCAGACACAGACAAAGCCAGAAACAGCCCAGUGAGUGACAGUGUGUCGGUGUGUGUCGAGGCUUUGUCAGCAGUGAGUAUGAUUCUUCCUGAGGCCACGGUGCUCUCCACUGGUCAGAGACAAAGACAAGCCACAGACAGAGCAGUCUACCUGAAAACUCCUGCAGGGGUGAAGGAGGGGGCAUCUGUACCUCUCACCGUGGACGAGAAGGAAGAGGAGGAAGAACAUCUUUGUAAGGAGGCAGAAGCACAUCACAUUGGUACAGCCCCAUCCAAUGCCCAUAUAGAAACUGUAGACAGUGAUUUGGUCCACUCUGACACCCCUCCAGAAAUGAAAGCUAGUGGUACAGUCCAAACUAGCUCAUCUACCCAAGCCAGAGACACUGAACCAGCCUGCCAGACUCAGAAUGACCCUAACCCCACAGGAUCAGAGAUGCAGCCUGGAGGCAAUGAGGACAGAGCUGCAGUUACCUCCGUCACUAGAGUUACUGUCACUGAGAGCGAGGGUACCCUGCUUGCAUGCAAUACCCUGGUCACAUCACGAGGGGGUGCUACUACUCCACUCACUGGGCCUGAGGAGGGUGUAGUGGAGGCAGGGGAUAGAAGAGAGGCUCUGGGGGGUGUAGUGGAGGCAGGGGAUAGAAGAGAGGCUCUGGGGGGUGUAGUGGAGGCAGGGGAUAGAAGAGAGGCUCUGGGGGGUGUAGUGGAGGCAGGGGAUAGAAGAGAGGUUGUGGGGGGUGUAGUGGAGGCAGGGGAUAGAAGAGAGGCUCUGGGGGGUGUAGUGGAGGCAGGGGAUAGAAGAGAGGUUCUGGGUGUAGUGGAGGCAGGGGAUAGAAGAGAGGUUCUGAGGGGUGUAGUGGAGGCAGGAGAUAGAAGAGAGGUUCUGGGGGGUGUAGUGGAGGCAGGGGAUAGAAGAGAGGUUCUGGGGGGUGUAGUGGAGGCAGGAGACAGAGGAGAGGCUCUGGGGGGUGUAGUGGAGGCUCUGGGGCUACAGUCUAACACAGUGGGGAUGGAGGGAGAGGAGGAAGCGGUUCCCCUGGGUAGUGUGCAGUCCAUCCGUGACUUGGUGAUGGAGGUAGUGGAGGUGGAAGAGCUGAUACAGAGGUGUCCCCCAGAAAACAGCACUCCCUAGCUGGGGAAAGAACGACUAGGGGGGUGUACCAACAGCAGAGCAAUCAACGGUGUUCAUUUUGAACCCAAUUCAAAAUGUAUUAACUAUUUCUAUGUCAAAUAAAUGACUGAAAAUAUUUACUCUACAGACUGAUAGAAAUUGAGGAGGUCAUCAUCUUUCUCCUCCCUCCUCAGAGGAGCACACAGACUGGAGAAGGUCAUCAUCUUUCUCCUCCCUCCUCAGAGGAGCACACAGACUGGAGAAGGUCAUCAUCUCUCUCCUCCCUCCUCAGAGGAGCACACAGACUGGAGAAGGUCAUCAUCUCUCUCCUCCCUCCUCAGAGGAGCACACAGACUGGAGAAGGUCAUCAUCUUUCUCCUCCCUCCUCAGAGGAGCACACAGACUGGAGAAGGUCAUCAUCUCUCUGCUCCCUCCUCAGAGGAGCACACAGACUGGAGAAGGUCAUCAUCUCUCUCCUCCCUCCUCAGAGGAGCACACAGACUGGAGAAGGUCAUCAUCUCUCUCCUCCCUCCUCAGAGGAGCACACAGACUGGAGAAGGUCAUCAUCUUUCUCCUCCCUCCUCAGAGGAGCACACAGACUGGAGAAGAAAGAAAACUGACCAAAUAACAUAAACUUUAACAUCUGAUAGCUAUACUAACAAGGACUGCUAUUGGUGCAGCAGACGAUAAUACAACUUUCACUUACAUACUCAAUUUUAUAUUGAACAACUUUGCUUUUUGUUGUUGAAAUAAUUGUCAUCUUGUCAUCAUUUUGGGGGGGAUUGAAAUGAGCACUGGACCUUACAUUUUGUUCUGUUGUGCAGUUGGUUUUACCGUGACAACAGAAGUGCUGCAUUUCUAAGCCAUUUUGCUUUGUUCUGUAGGACCUUUUGGGACAAAGCUAUUUAGAUCUGAAUAUAUUUAACAUUUAAAAGAAUGGUAAGGGAGGUGCUUAAAUUAAUAAAAACAUAACAAACACUUAA